GAUAUCAGGUCACUUGAGACGCAGCAAUGUGUAUUUUACGGACAGCCGGCGCAAUGGCACCAAUGCAAAUUCGCGUUAGGUGAUGGUCUAUUGAAUUCAAUACGUGAACAGAACACUCGCUUCCACCAUCUUGUCAAGACCCUCCCAAUCAAAGCUCGGUUCAGAGAUGCCGUCUUCGCGUCCGUAUGUGGUUUUACACGGCUACUUGGGCGCUCGCCGAGAUGCCUCGAAGUCCUUGACCUUCGCCGAGCUUCAUGAUCCGUCCCUGGCUACGGUGGUCCAGCUCGUCUCGACUCCGGUGAAAGGCGAAGAUGCAUCCAACACACCCCAUCAGCUGUUGCGGAAUUUGCAACAAUACACGCCAGUCGCAGUGGAAGGCACCAUCGUUUCCCGAAAAGCACCCAAAACGUCGAAGAGUGUGGACACGAGUCGUGUGACAGAUGUCGAAAUUAAAGUGGAAAACGUGAUGGCGUUAAACCACUUUCCAGAGGACAUCAUCAUGACCCAGGAGACUGCGUUUCCGCCAGAGCAACGGCAUUUGCAAAUCCGAAACGAUGCGAACAUACGUGAUGCCCUCGCUUUCCGCAGCCAAGCCACUCAUAUCAUCAGGGAUGAGCUCUGCGGGAACCUGCGCUUCACUGAGAUCGAAACUCCGCUGUUAUUCAAAUCUACGCCGGAGGGAGCCAGAGAGUUUCUGGUACCAACUCGGUCACCAGGACUGGCUUACGCGCUGCCACAAAGCCCGCAACAGUACAAACAGAUCCUCAUGGCAAGCGGCAUCCCGCGCUAUAUGCAGGUUGCCAAAUGCUUCCGGGAUGAAGAUCUGCGAGCGGAUAGACAACCGGAGUUUACUCAACUCGACCUAGAGAUGGCCUUUGCGGGCAGCGAAGAUGUCAUGCAAACUAUUGAAGCGGUGGUAAGAAGGCUGUGGGCGGAGUGCUUGGGCGAGCACAGCCUGCCCAACCCAAUCCAGCGCAUGACUUACGAAGAAGCCAUGUCCCGAUAUGGAUCCGACAAACCAGAUCUUCGCCUCGGUUCAGAAAUUAGAAGAGUCGAGUACAUGCUACCAGUGGACCUGGUGCAGAAGAUCGGACCCUUAACCGACCCAAUUGUGGAAGUUAUGAAGCUCCGAAUAGCCGAAGAUGGACAAGAUACGAGGCGAUUCGUAUCAUCCUUCAUGGACUCUGCGGAAUCUCUGCCGUUCGUUCAGAAUCCUGACGGCCAGCCGGGCAUCUUCAUCUUCGACAGUCGCAAACCCCUCCAAGGACUUCAACCUUUCGGAUUCGAAGCUGCCGAACAACUGGAAGAAAUGCUAGAGCUGGAAGAUGGUGAUCUCGUCGUUCUGCAAGCACGCAAGAACGCCCCGUUCUCCACCGGCUCUACACCGAUUGGCAACUUGCGACUUGCGCUGCACAAGGCUGCAGUGAAGCAAGGCUUGAUCGAGGCACCGAAAGGCUUUGAGUUCCUGUGGAUCACAGACUUCCCACUAUUCCGACCGGAUAACGAUGUUGACAUGGGACAAGGCGGCUCAGCCGGCAUCUCUUCCAACCACCACCCCUUCACCGCGCCCAAAACAGCCGCAGAUGUCGAUCUGCUCCUGACAGACCCGUUGCAAGCCAAAGCCGACCAUUACGAUCUAGUCGUCAACGGCGUAGAGUUAGGCGGCGGCAGUCGCCGCAUCCACAACGCCAAAAUGCAGGAGUUCAUCAUGCGCAACGUGCUGCGGAUGAGCGACGACCGGAUGAAGGAUUUCGCGCACUUGCUGGAAGUGCUUCGAGCAGGCUGUCCGCCGCAUGCGGGUAUUGCGCUGGGCUUCGAUCGGUUGGUUGCUGUCAUGCUGGGCAAGGAGAGUAUUCGGGAUGUCAUUGCUUUUCCGAAGAGUGGGAAGGGGGAGGACUUGCUGGUGAAGAGUCCUUCCCGUAUGACGGAGGGUCAGUUGGAGACGUAUCAUUUGAAAUUGCGCGGCUGA
Neohortaea acidophila is the source of this 1969-nucleotide messenger RNA. Its product is annotated as tRNA synthetases class II-domain-containing protein. Gene Ontology annotation, cellular component: cytoplasm; mitochondrion. The transcript has 2 exons. Gene Ontology annotation, biological process: aspartyl-tRNA aminoacylation. The record is from RefSeq and is a predicted model, not a curated record. Gene Ontology annotation, molecular function: ATP binding; aspartate-tRNA ligase activity. NCBI's taxonomy places the organism in Eukaryota, Fungi, Ascomycota, Dothideomycetes, Mycosphaerellales, Teratosphaeriaceae. The coding region runs from base 167 to 1969 and encodes 600 amino acids.